AUGGAGGCGCCGCGUUCUUCGGUUGCGCGCGACCCCUCUGGCGCGCCGGCUUUGGGCUCCAUGUCUCCGCCUCUCUCGCCUUUGGCAGCCGGCGUUGCUGACGCCUUUAUCGAAAAUUCCUCCUCUUCUUCAUGGCUUGGUGAUUCCUCGUCUUCGUCUUGCGGCCGCGAGGGUUUCUCUGCAUCUGAAGCAGCAGAAGUCUGUCUUCGCGGAUCCACGGAGACCGACUUCAUUACUGCGCGCUGCGCGGAAUCGCUGGAGGCCACGCAUCUGUCAAAGAUUCUUGGCUCUCGCAGACCUGAAGAUGCACUUCACAAGGAAGGAAGCGAAGAGGCAGAGGAAAGACAUGAUGCCGAGGCAGGGGAGCAGCCGAGGGGCGACACGCUCAGCGCAUCCUCCCUACGGAAAAUUGAUUUGGCGACGCGCCUUGCGGAUCUUCGAAAGGCCUUAGAGGGCGAGGCGCUCGACAUGCGCCUCUUUUCGUUUUCCAGCAUCGCUGAGACGCUUCGGGAGCUGGAAAGGGGAAGCGAGAGCGACGAAAACUCAGAAGACUCAGAGGAGGACGCGGGCGAAGACGAAGAGGAAGAAGGGAGUAGAGGACACGAGGGACUAGAGGCCAGAGAGGAGGCAUCAGAGGAGGGCGAGGAGAGCGAAGCCGGGGGAGAACAAAGCGAUUCAGAAGACGAUUCAGCUGCGGCACCGAAAGGGUUGCCUGUCUGCAUGGCGACGGAAGCCCGCGAAGACGCAGGGGCUGCCAGUGCUGCGCGCAAGGAGAGUUCAUUCACUGAUGCGUGCGGGACUCCGUCCUCUUCUUUCUCUUCUUCAUGCGCUUCUGUCUCGAAUUCGCCUUCGCGCCUCCCUCGCCAAAUGCCGGGCUUUCUGCGUCCUCUUGACCUCUCCCAGAAGGCUCUGGCAGGCUCGCUCAGCCGCAUGAGCACGAUGACAGAAGUCCUUCCGGCCUCUGCCGCUCGCAAGGUCUCUGACGCGGAUUCCGGCGUCUCUGGAGCGCAGACAGCUCGUUCAGCCACAGCUGCGCUGGAGUCGCCGCGCGAGUCCGAAGCCGAGUGCUUGUCUUCGCGCCCUGAAGGGCUUUCGCCGCUCGUCUCCUCAGCGUCGCGAUGCGAGGCAGAGUGCGACGAAGGCUGGCUGCCGGCCGCAAGCCACGCUGAUUCGUCUUGUACCUCUCCACCUGACUCGCCUGCUGCUUCAUCUGUGCCUGUACCGUCUCGUGGGCGCGGGCCGCUGCGCGCCUCUCCUGUCUCCUCGGCCUCUGUGUCCACUUCGUCUCCCUCAUCUGCAUCUCCCUGCUGCUCGCCUCUUUCUUCAGCCUUUCCCAUGUCUCCCGCGCGGCUUCCCCGUCCCUCGAGCGGCUCAGAUUCGGCUUCUUCGUCUUCUGCCUCGGCCGCUGCGGUUGGCUCCUUCGCAGAGCCUCUUGCCGCGCCCCCGCGGGCGGCGUUUCCAGCUUCCGCUCGUUUUUCUCCCCUUCGCUCUGUAUCCUCUUCAGGGGAACGCGCUGACGCCGACGGCGGUACGCCGGACAGUGCUAGUCCAGCGACUGAGUCUCUCGUCGAGGCUGCGGACAAACAGCUCCCUCUGGAGGCAGCGUCCUUCGCCGACGAGGACUCGCGAGAGUCUCUCGGAGCCGCGCCAAUGAGAUUCGCACCUCGCAGCGUAUUGGAGGCCGACGAGCCUGCCCCUGCUUGUGGCGAGCGCCGCCUUCCGCCCCCAGAACGCGCGAAAGCCGCCGAUCGGGAAGCAGAACUCUCGAGCGAACAGGAAUCUGACUCGGCAAAUGCACAGGACUCGUCCGUAGGGAGCGAAUCUCCUGAUUGCCAUCGCGAGUGCGCGGAAGUUGCGCCAAGGGAACAAGGUGCAGAUUCUGAAUGCUCGCGGCCGCGUAGAGAAGGCGCAUCGGUAACUCUCCUACCACAAUUUGAGAGGAACUGCAGUCCAGCGGAGAAAACAGAGGAAUCGGGCGCUACAGAGGCAGCGCACGAAGCACUAGCGAAGCCGGGUAGAGGCCGCGCCCUACCGGAGGGGGCAGAGGCAGGCGGAGACCCGCCGGGCGAGCAGCGUGCUGAGGGGGAAGAAGGCAAGGGCGACACUUGGAAUCGAGAGGGAGACGCUCAAACCUCCGGAAGCUUCGCAGAUGUCUGGCAGGAGUGGAUGGUUGCGAGUCGUUUGGUUUUCGGCGCGCGCCGGAUUGCGGUCUACAAGAAGCGCCUGGCUUUUCAAAGUCCUGCACCUUCUCCCUCGCCGUCAUCUCGCAACUCUCCUGCGUCUCACGCUUCAUCGUUGGGGGGACACGGGCAUGCAGACGCUCCCGAGGCGUCCGCACUCGAAGAGUCGCCGGCAGAAGCCGGCGAGGGAGAGAAGAGUCGACGAGUUUCACAAGGUGGAAAGGAUUCUCCGGAAUGCGGGGCGCGUGAAAGGAGCGAAGGCGACGCAGGCGCGACGCAUGAAGCCCCAGAGGAGAAAGUGGAAGGCGAAGACGGCAGAGAGAGUUCAGGCGUCAGGAAGACCGUUAUUUCGUAUCGCAACUUCAAGCGACUCAAGGAGAAAGUCCCGCCUUCUUUCGCCUGGUUUUUUACUCCCGCGACCUACGCACACCUGCUGCGGGACCUCGGCGGCCAUAUCGACUGCCAACUGGUUGUGCGAACUCUUCUCAGCGCAGCAUUUAAUCAGUUCGUGCGGCGGAAGUGCGAUGCCUUUGUGGAGCCCGCGUCUCGAAAACUAACGAGGGAGAGCUUCAAGCGCAUGCUCACGUCGUGGAGCCACGACCCGACGCACAUCGCCCUCGCUGCGCUGAAGCUGCAAGACGAAGAGUCGCAGCCUGGUCUCCUCGAGUUCUUCGUUUCCUAUAUCACCGAGCGCAUGUUUUUCUUCCUCGACGCCGACCGGGCGGGUCGGAUCCGCGUGGCAGACCUCCUGAAUCUUUCCGAGUUUGAAAAGUUCAUGGACAUCGUCUACAGGCCGCUGGGGGCGGAUUUUCCCGAGUGCCCGCAGCAGCUGCAGCCUCAGUUCGCCUUUGACAUUUUCUGUUUUCUGCGCGAGGAGAACGCCAUCCUUUCAGAAGGUGUUCUGGCGUCGCUUUUCGAAGCGCUGCGCGUGCAUAUUUGCCCUCAAACGUAUCAUCUCUCGCCUACCGUACUUCACCGUUUGUUCGCCUCGUCGCGCACGCACCUGCGGUACCAUUCGCUUCCCCCUUCCUCCUCUUGCUCUUCAACGGCUCCAACUUCUUUUCUGAUCGACAGCAAACAGUCGUCCUCCGCCUCGGGCGGCGGCUCGUCUCCCUGCUCGUUGCCGGCCUCAGCGGGCGGCGACCUCGACAAGGCGCUGGAGGACGCCGAGAGCAGGGCGGAGACACCGCCAAUCUCCCGGUCUGUGUCGCCCGCCGAGAAGCUCGAAAAGGAGUCCCUCCCGGCGAUGAAGCGAGAAACGCGAUUCAGGUCGCGGCAGACUCUCGUGCCUGUGCUGGUGAGCUUCGGGGCUUCAAUCGAAGCGCGGAGACGAGCGCAGACGGCGAAGCGCCGCGAACACGGCUCUACAUGUGGAUACAACUCUAAUGAAGAAGAACGAGAAGAGCUCUUCCGCUUCCUCUUCGCGCUGGAAAUCUGCUCGAGUGUCUGGACAGAGGACCCUGCCAACGUUCGCGCCUUGCCGGCUUCGGCGAUCACCGCGGCGCUCUCCUACGUGUGGGACUUGCUAGACCUGGAUGGAGAGGGUCGCGUCGGCGUCGAAGAGAUUCAGGCCCUCUGGAAGGGCGUUUGCCUGGAGCUGCGCACGACGGGUCUCUUCCCGUUCAUCGAUGAGCUCCCGGAGGGCUCUGUGGAGCUGGAGUUGCUCGACCGGGUGCGCCCCGCUGGCAAGGCCUUCGUCACAAAGGAAGAGUUCCUUCAGAGUCACGUAGAGUCUCGGGUCUUCGCCAUGUACCUCCUCUCUCCGACAUUUUUUUCGCUCUUUGAGCAGCGCGAAAGAAUUCCAGGAGCGCCGCUUCUUCCGGGGCGUGUUUUCGCGCCUCUCUAG
Molecule: messenger RNA, 4026 nt
Organism: Besnoitia besnoiti
Lineage: Eukaryota; Apicomplexa; Conoidasida; Eucoccidiorida; Sarcocystidae
Exons: 12
Coding region: 1-4026 (1341 amino acids)
Biological process (GO): regulation of dephosphorylation; cortical cytoskeleton organization; microtubule cytoskeleton organization
Cellular component (GO): centrosome; spindle
Molecular function (GO): calcium ion binding
Source: RefSeq, a predicted model, not a curated record